AAAGUUAGGAAACAGGAUAUCUUUUGUGAGACCCUCCUCACUGAAUUGCCUACCAACAAAAUGUUGGAAUUGACACCUAAAGCACACUCACCAACUUUUGGUGUAUAAGUUUGUUGCCACCAUUGUCUUCCUUAUUAUUAUUGCUUCCACUUUCUUCUGUAGUAAGUAGUACAGUAGUAUUUAUUUAUUUGUUAUUCCCCACUUCAAAAGCCUUUUUCCCUAAUACAUACAUACACAAGAAAUGGCGACAAAGUUGUGGGCUUCAAGGGCUGCUUCAUAUCUCAGGAUCUCAACAUUUCCCAGAGCUUUUGCCACUGUGGCCAAAGAUUUAAAGUACGCAGAGUCUCAUGAAUGGGUCAAAGUUGAUGGCAAUUCUGCAACAAUUGGCAUCACUGACCAUGCUCAGGAUCAUUUAGGUGAUGUUGUCUAUGUUGAAUUACCUGAAGUUGGGGCUUCAGUGGAACAAUUUGGCAGUUUUGGUGCUGUUGAAAGUGUCAAGGCCACCAGUGAUAUCAAUUCUCCUCUUUCAGGGAAGGUGGUGGAAGUUAAUGAGAAGCUGGACUCCUCUCCUGCUCUGAUCAAUGGGAGCCCUUAUAAAGAAGGAUGGAUUAUAAAGGUGGAGAUGAACAACCCCGAUGAGGUCAAAUCGUUGAUGGACCCUGACCAGUAUACCAAGUUUUGUGAUGAGGAAGACGCGAAGCACUGAUUGGAAACCUCACAAAGUUGAGCAAGAACACACUUUUCUGCAGUAUUUUUUUCACAGUGCAUAAAGAGGCUUUAUUCCUAAGCCCCGGAAGCUGGACACCAAGUAGACUAGUAGUGCUAUUUGGUCUUUGUUACAACAUCUGUUUACCCCUGCAGUUCUGUUCUUUCUUUGCAAAUAAUGCAGUGAUUGAAUGUUAAUGUCAUCUAGGGUUGAAUUCAAGUUUUUCCCCCUCCUGGCAUUGCAUUCUUUUUCUAAUAUUUGGUGAUGAAUUGAUGUAUUGAGCUCAUUAUUAAUUAAUUCCUCUGUGGAACCUUCAA
Molecule: messenger RNA, 1023 nt
Organism: Capsicum annuum
Lineage: Eukaryota; Viridiplantae; Streptophyta; Magnoliopsida; Solanales; Solanaceae
Product: glycine cleavage system H protein 2, mitochondrial
Exons: 3
Coding region: 242-706 (154 amino acids)
Biological process (GO): protein lipoylation; glycine decarboxylation via glycine cleavage system
Cellular component (GO): mitochondrion; cytoplasm; glycine cleavage complex
Source: RefSeq, a predicted model, not a curated record